CUUGUAAGAGACCCCUUCUCUUUCCCGGUUCCUUACAAAGAAGUUGAAAUGUUUUCUGUUUUGCUCUCUUUUUUAUUUUCUUUUUCCCUUUAAAAUUUUGAAAAUUUUGUUUUCUUUUUCUUCUUUUGGAUGGACUUAGAGGGAGGUCUAUCUUCGAGUUCGUUGGCUUCGGCGGCGGAGGAUGCGGUGGCUGUGGAUCGGAUGGAUGUGGAAGCGGCGGAGAUAUUGGCCGCCUUGGCACAUUCGAAUGAGUGGGCUGCUGCUGCCACUGCCUUCUCCGGGGAAUUUGGAGCCAAAUGGGGAUGCAAAGGGAGGCGAGUGAGGAAGCGAGUCGUUACUAGUGGUGAUGAGUCACUGCCUUCUGGCAUUGGUUCGAACCCGGUUCUCGCUGAGGAUCAAGCUGUAGUGGACCAGGAGCAAAGUCCAGUGAUGAGCACAUCUGUAGUUAUUGAGUCGGUAGAAGCUGAGUCGCUUCACGGGAGUCAUCCUUGUACUGAAAGAUGCACAUCCAAUGGGGUGGUGAGGUUGAGACAGAAUGUAACUGAGGUUGAAAAAGAAACAUGUAGCUUGCAUACAAUGCUAACAAAUAAGGAGUCUGGUUGGCAGAUGAUUCAUGAACAGCCGAUAUUAUUCAGCACUGUGAGAAUGAUGGAGAAAGAUAUUUGGGAGGAUAGUCCUCUGGAUGAAAUAAAAGGGAAUAAUGCUCUCAUAAAACCAGUAAAGAUUGAACAGAAUCCUGAAUAUGUGAAAUCAAGUCCUACAAGUGCAACAAAUCACGUGUCAGGUGGUGUGGGAAGGUCAAGACAGAAUUUAACCGAGGCUGAAAAGGAAGAACGAAGGUUACGUAGAAUAUUAGCAAACAGAGAGUCAGCUAGACAAACGAUUCACCGAAGGAAGGCUCUCUGCCAAAAGUUGACCCUGAAAGUUACCAAUUUAACAAAGGAGAAUGAAAAUCUCAAGAGGGAAAAAGAGUUGGCCCUAAAAGAGUAUCAGUCUCAAGAGAGCACCAAUGAGCACCUGAAGGCUGUGAUGGCUAAGGCAAUGAAAGCUGAGGAAAGGAAAAUCUGCACGGAACUUAAGUUAGACCAUCAGAUUUCUGGUGCAUCUAGAAACUAUCCAUAUUCAUUUUACAACCAACAUCCUUUCCCCCCUUUUUGUUGGCCGUCCAGUGUUACGCCUUCACAUCCUGUUCAAUCACAAUAUGGGCACCAACAUGCCAAUUUUUUCCCAUCUAGCAUUUCAUCGCUAACUAAUGGUAGGUUUGAUUCAUUUUUUAAUCAAGAAAAUCCCGUAGACGUGAAUGGCCCCAAGACCGCCCUAUAUGUAGUGCCUUAUCCUUGGUUCUUUACACUUCCUUAUAAUCAGAGUGGACUGCAUCAUCUGCCUUCUCGUGGCUUAAAAGAUAUGGAAGAUGAAAAUUCUGUGAGUAAUUGUUGUAAUGCUGUGUGUUCUUCGAAACCUGUCAUAAAAGAGGAGAAAUAUAAUUCCUCUUUACCUGUAGAAGUUGAAAAAGGUCCUAAUAACCUGAAUUGUACUCCGGCUGGGCUUCCUGUCGAUGGAGGUGAUCAGUGUUUGUUCCACAUUAAAGAAGAGGUCUUUGUGCCUACGCCUCUGUGUUCUGCAGGGACUUCAUUUGUUGCUCAACUGGAGAAUAAAACAAAUCAUGAUGUCAAGACUGAAGAGGCUCCUGUAAGAGCAUUUGAUUUUGGUGGUGCAUUGCCGGGGGCUGAUCAAGAAUCAACAGAUUAUACAAGUAAGAAAGUACUGGAUGCAGUGGCUGCCUCCGAGGCGAGAAAGAGGAGGAAGCAACUUACAAAGCUAAAGAACCUCCAUGGCCGACAACAUACACCGUUGAGCAUAUCAGAAAAAGUUUAGACAGUUGCUCUGACUAUAUUCUCUCAAUCAAUUCUCAAGGGUAUAGGCACUUGAGACAUGCAGGAAGGCCUUCCUGCAGCACUUGCUAAGAAGCUUGUUGGUAAUUUAGUCUACUUAUUGCAGUUGAAAAUACUCUCUUCUUCUUUUAUUCAUCUCGUAGACGAUGUUCGUUUGAUGUUCUCGUUUCCUUUGGAGAGAUGCUCUUUCCGAUCCAUCGCACUCUUUGAUGCCAACUUUGAAGCUGAAUUUGAAACCGUCACUGAUCUUUCUAUAUGUGAUGCUUUCCUCUUAACAACUUUUGGAUAUGGUAAUCAUGGAUGAUGCAAGCUCUACACUCAAUGAGAAAAUUAGUCUUGUUAAGGGGGAACAAUACA
This is a messenger RNA of Hibiscus syriacus, 2249 nucleotides long. RefSeq lists its product as uncharacterized. NCBI's taxonomy places the organism in Eukaryota, Viridiplantae, Streptophyta, Magnoliopsida, Malvales, Malvaceae. Gene Ontology annotation, molecular function: sequence-specific DNA binding; DNA-binding transcription factor activity. The record is from RefSeq and is a predicted model, not a curated record. Gene Ontology annotation, biological process: regulation of DNA-templated transcription. Bases 130 to 1875 code for a protein of 581 amino acids. Gene Ontology annotation, cellular component: nucleus. The transcript is spliced from 9 exons.